Molecule: messenger RNA, 3348 nt
Organism: Colletotrichum spaethianum
Lineage: Eukaryota; Fungi; Ascomycota; Sordariomycetes; Glomerellales; Glomerellaceae
Product: NAD(P) transhydrogenase, mitochondrial
Exons: 5
Coding region: 1-3348 (1115 amino acids)
Biological process (GO): NADPH regeneration; proton transmembrane transport
Cellular component (GO): mitochondrial inner membrane
Molecular function (GO): NAD binding; NADP binding
Source: RefSeq, a predicted model, not a curated record
AUGGUGAACCUCUCCGUCCUGCGGCCAGCUCUGGCCUACAACCUAUGCUCCUCGGGCGCAUCCGCCCGGCUUGUUCCUCGCGCAUGGUUGAACAGCCCAGAUGCCGUGCCGGCUGCUUUCGUCGUUGACGCGCAGCGCAAAUGGCAUUCCAGCCAUGCGCAAGGCCGCCAAAUGAGAGCUCUCGUCCCGGCCGUCUGCCGCCCUUUACAGCUCGUUCGGCACGUCACGGUCGCGUCUAGCCCGAGCGCCGUGGCUACGGCGACAUACUCUACCGUCGUAGAGCCGCCCUCCGUGCCAUACUCCCAGCUCACCGUCGGCGUGCCAAAGGAGAUCUUUCUCAAUGAGCGUCGCGUUGCGUUGACUCCUCAGAACGUAGCCCUCCUCCUCAAAAAGGGAUUCUCCAAGGUCCUGGUCGAGCGCAGCGCUGGCGCCGAGGCUGAUUUCACCGACGAGGCCUACGAUCAUGCGGGCGCGACGCUCGUCGACGCCGCCGACCAGGUCUGGUCCGGCUCCGACGUAGUGCUCAAAGUCCGUAGCCCGAUUCCCUCUGAAAUUGAGCUCAUGAAGGAGAACCAGACCGUCAUCUCCUUUUUGCAGCCCGCCCAGAACAAGCCGCUGGUUGAGAAGCUUGCGGCGCAGAAGGCGACAUCUUUUGCCAUGGACCUCAUUCCGCGAAUCUCCCGCGCCCAGGUCUUCGACGCACUCAGCUCAAUGGCCAACAUUGCUGGUUACAAGGCGGUCCUCGAGGCGUCCAACAACUUUGGCCGCUUUCUGACUGGCCAGGUGACAGCCGCCGGCAAGAUCCCGCCCUGCAAAGUGCUUGUCAUCGGUGCUGGCGUCGCCGGACUCAGUGCGAUUGCGACUGCGAGGAGACUCGGCGCCAUCGUGCGAGGCUUCGACACGCGUCCAGCGGCUCGGGAGCAGGUGCAGUCUCUCGGCGCCGAGUUCAUCGAGGUCGACAUCAAGGAGGACGGCUCUGGUGCUGGCGGAUACGCCAAGGAGAUGUCCAAAGAGUUUAUCGAGGCCGAAAUGAAGCUCUUCUACGAGCAAGCGCGCGAAGUCGACAUCAUUAUUACCACCGCCUUGAUCCCCGGAAAGCCCGCUCCGAAGCUCAUCACGAAGUCCAUGCUUGAGGCCAUGAAACCUGGCUCCGUGGUGGUAGACCUGGCGGCUGAGGCCGGCGGCAACUGCGAAAAGACGAAGCCCGGAGAACUGUAUACCUACAAGGACGUUAAGAUCAUUGGCUACACUGACCUCCCUUCAAGACUGCCUACGCAAUCCUCGACUCUGUACUCCAACAACGUCACCAAGUUCUUCCUCUCCAUGGCACCCAAGGAGAAGGAAUUCGGCAUCGAUCUCACUGAUGAGGUUGUACGAGGAGCCAUCGUCACCCUGAAGGGCGAUGUCCUCCCCCCACCUCCCCGGAAGGCGCCGCCGCCAGCACCGGCUCAAGUUCCGCCCGUGACGAAAGAAGCUGAGGUCGUAGCCCUCACUCCUUUCCAGAAGACAUCCCGCGAAGUCGCGACGGUCACGGCAGGUAUGGGAGCCGCUUUGGCUUUGGGCAAGAUGACAGGCCCUCUGUUCAUGGGCAACGCCUUUACCUUCGCCCUCGCCUCUUUGAUCGGCUACAGGGUCGUGUGGGGGGUGACGCCAGCCCUUCAUUCACCUCUCAUGAGUGUCACCAACGCCAUCUCAGGCAUGGUUGGAAUUGGCGGUCUCUUCAUUUUGGGCGGCGGCUACGUCCCGCAAACCUUUCCUCAGGUCCUCGGCGCAGCUUCCGUCCUCCUCGCCUUCGUGAACGUGUCUGGCGGCUUUGUAAUCACAAAGCGUAUGCUGGACAUGUUCAAGCGGCCGACUGACCCGCCAGAAUACCCGUGGCUGUACGCCAUCCCAGCAGCCCUGUUUGGUGGAGGCUACAUCGCCGCAGCCGCUACGGGAACCGCAGGCCUUGUCCAGGCCGGUUAUGCUGUCAGCUCCGUGCUGUGCAUCAGCUCCCUCUCCAGUCUGGCUUCGCAAGCGACAGCCCGUAUGGGCAACAUGCUUGGCAUGCUCGGAGUAGGCUCCGGCGUGUUGGCGUCGCUGCUGGCCGUCGGCUUCUCCCCGGACGUCCUCGUGCAGUUCGGCGGCCUCGCAGCUUUGGGUAGCAUCGCCGGUAUACUCAUCGGAAAGCGGAUUACUCCUACAGACCUUCCUCAGACUGUCGCCGCACUCCACUCUGUCGUCGGUCUAGCGGCCGUGCUGACUUCCAUUGGAAGUGUCAUGGCGCACAUCGACGACAUUUCGACGCUGCACCUGGUUACAGGCUAUCUUGGCGUCCUCAUUGGUGGCAUCACCUUCACAGGCUCCAUCGUCGCCUUCCUCAAGCUCGCGGGACGGAUGUCGUCCCGCCCGAUUGUCCUCCCGGGCAAACACUUCCUCAAUUCGGGCAUGUUGACGGCCAAUAUCGCCACGAUGGGCGCGUUUGUGACCAUGGCGCCUGGCUCGCCCAUGAUCGCCGCCGCGGCCCUGUCAGCCAACACGAUCCUUUCCUUCGCCAAGGGGUUUACCACGACGGCCGCCAUUGGCGGGGCAGACAUGCCCGUCGUCAUCACCGUGCUCAACGCCUACUCGGGCUUCGCGCUCGUGGCAGAGGGUUUCAUGCUGGACAAUCCGCUCCUCACCACGGUCGGCGCGCUCAUUGGCGUGUCAGGCUCCAUCCUCUCUUACAUCAUGUGCGUGGCAAUGAAUCGUUCGCUCACAAACGUCCUUUUUGGCGGCAUAUCGGCGCCGGCACAGACGGACUACAAGAUGGAGGGCGUCGUGACGCAGACCAACAUCGAGGACACGGCCGAGGCGCUCAUCAACGCCGAGAACGUCAUCAUUGUUGUCGGGUACGGCAUGGCCGUCGCCAAGGCGCAGUACGCCAUCAGCGAGAUCACGAGCAUGCUCCGCGCCAAGGGCAUCAACGUCCGCUUCGCGAUCCACCCCGUGGCCGGUCGCAUGCCCGGGCAGUGCAAUGUGCUCCUGGCGGAGGCGAGCGUGCCGUACGACAUUGUACUGGAAAUGGACGAGAUCAACGACGACUUUGGGGAGACGGACGUCACUCUGGUCAUUGGCGCCAACGAUACCGUCAACCCCAUCGCGCUGGAACCGGGCAGCCCGAUCGCGGGUAUGCCCGUGCUGCAGGCGUGGAAGAGCAAGCAGGUCAUUGUGAUGAAGAGAGGCAUGGCCAGCGGCUAUGCCGACGUACCGAACCCCAUGUUCUACAUGCCCGGAACGCGCAUGUUGUUUGGAGACGCCAAAGUGACUUGCGACGGUGUGUAUUCCCUCGUUUUUCCGUCAGGACGUUCCGCUGACCACCCCUCGUAG